AUGAGAGGAGGCUAUUUAAACCUGUGGCUGUCAGCUCCAGCAGAGAUGAAGACUGACGGCGUGGCGCAGACCUUCAGCGGGAGGAAGCAGAGUCUGAUCGAGGAUGCGCGCAGGGAGCGCAGCAGCGGCGGCGGUUCCGCGGGCUCUCCGGGGCCCUCCAGGUACGGAGACGGCUUCGUGUUUGAGGAGAAGGAAGGCAGGGUGACUCUGAACGUCCUGUUCGGCCUCAGCAAUGAGAAAAACGCGGGGUUCUUCAAGACGGGGAAAAUAUUUGAGACGUUUGAAGCCAAACUCCUCCACAUCGAGAGCCGACCGGGCAGGAAGUCUAAGAACAGCACGGCCGACCUGGAGUUCUUCAUGAAGUGUGAAGUUCACUGCUCCGACCUGGACGUGUUCAUCAACUCGCUGAAGAGGGUGGCUGACGACGUUCGCUGCGUGCCAGAAGAAAAGGUCCCCUGGUUUCCCCGACAGAUGAAAGACCUCGACAGAUGCACCCUGUUGAUAACCAAGUUUGAUCCGGACAUGGACCACGACCAUCCAGGAUACAAUGAUCCUGAAUACAGAAAGAGACGGGCUGCCAUCUCUGAGCUCGCCUUCAGAUACAAACAGGGGGACCCGCUACCCAUGGUGGAGUACACAGCAGAGGAAAUAUCUACAUGGAGGCAGGUCUACCAGCAGCUCAGGAGCAUUUACCCGAGUCUGGCCUGCAAACAGUUCCUGGACGGCCUGCAGCAGCUGGAGAAAGAGUGCGGCUACGGAGAGGACCGCAUCCCUCAGCUAAGAGAGGUCUCCUCCUUCCUCAAAGAGAAAACUGGUUUCCAGCUGCGUCCAGUAGCCGGCCUGCUGUCAGCCCGAGACUUCCUCGCCAGUUUGGCCUUCAGGGUGUUUCAGUGCACGCAGUACAUCCGACACUCCUCUGCACCCAUGCACUCUCCUGAACCAGACUGCUGCCACGAGCUGCUCGGCCAUAUCCCCAUGCUGGCGGAUAAGGAAUUCGCACAGUUUUCACAGGAAAUUGGACUUGCCUCACUUGGAGCUUCUGAUGAGGACAUUGAGAAACUGUCAACGUUAUACUGGUUCACUGUGGAGUUUGGCCUCUGCAAGCAGAAUGGAACAGUGAAAGCUUACGGUGCUGGACUUCUGUCCUCCUACGGAGAGCUUGUUUACGCCCUGUCGAAUGAGCCCGAGUACAAGCCGUUCAACCCGGAGGAGACGGCGGUGCAGCCGUACCAGGACCAAACCUACCAGCCGGUUUACUUUGUGUCCGAGAGCUUUGAGGAUGCAAAGAUGAAGCUGAGGAAAUACUCUGCCAACAUCAAGCGCCCCUUUGCUGUCCGCUACGACCCCUUCACCUGCAGCAUGGAGGUCCUGGAUCAACCCAGUAAGAUCCAGAACGCCCUGAGCCAGAUGAGGGAGGAUCUGAAGACCCUUCACAGUGCCCUGGAGAAGCUCAGCUCAUCUUAA
Archocentrus centrarchus (flier cichlid) is the source of this 1464-nucleotide messenger RNA. RefSeq names its product tyrosine hydroxylase 2 (gene th2). Gene Ontology annotation, biological process: dopamine biosynthetic process from tyrosine. Gene Ontology annotation, molecular function: tyrosine 3-monooxygenase activity; iron ion binding. The record is from RefSeq and is a predicted model, not a curated record. Lineage: Eukaryota; Metazoa; Chordata; Actinopteri; Cichliformes; Cichlidae. Gene Ontology annotation, cellular component: perikaryon; cytoplasm; axon.